AUGAGUACAAACCUUCGUCUAAAAUUAAAAGAAUUAAAUAAACAAAAAGAACAAUAUGAUCAUGAGGAUCAAAAUACUGAUGUUCAAAAAUCUUUACCUACAACACCAAUACAAUUAAAAAAAGCUCCUUUAAAACAUCAAAUUCUUCAUCCAAAAUCAUUAAAUACAAAUAAUCCAGAUAUAACACUAACAACCGAAGAACUUCAUCGACGAGAACAAGAAUUUAAUGAUGAUAUGCAACGUGAAUGUGGGCAGAAUGCUGAAUGGAAAAAAAUUCAACAAAAUACAUUUACACGAUGGGCAAAUGAACGUUUAAAAUUAGUUCAACGACAUAUUGAUAAUUUACAAACAGAUCUUAGUGAUGGUUUAAAUUUAAUAGCAUUAAUUGAAAUUUUAGUUAAUAAAAAAUUACCACGAUAUAAUCAUCGUCCACAAUUUCGUUCGCAAAAAUUAGAAAAUGUUUCUGUUGCACUUGAUUAUCUUGAAAAUAUUGAAAAACGACGUUUAGUUAAUAUCGAUGCAUCAGAUAUUGUUGAUGGAAAAAUAAAAUUAAUUCUCGGUCUUUUAUGGACACUUAUUUUACAUUAUUCGAUUAAUUUACCAGCGUGGGAAAUACCAAAUGAAAAACGGGAAACAAUUAAAAAUCUUAAACCAAAACAAAAAUUAAUGAAUUGGUUACAAGCAAAAUUACCAACACAGAUUAAUAUUGCAAAUUUUACUUCGGAUUGGAAUGAUGGAAGAGCUAUUGGAGCUGUACUUGAGUCAUGUUAUCCAGGUUUAUUUCCAAAUUGGGCUGAUCGAGAUCCGAAAAAUGCAUUAGAAAAUGCGAGAGAAGCGAUGGAUUUAGCUGAAAAAUGGCUUGGAAUUCCACAACUUAUUCAACCACAUGAAAUGGUAAAUCCACAAGUGGAUGAACAAUCAAUGAUGACUUAUUUAUCACAAUAUCCAAAUGCGCAAUUGAAGCAUGGUGCACCAGUUAAACCCAAAAAUUAUGCAAAUCAAGUUCGUUGCUAUGGUUUAGGACUCGAUCGAAUGGGACAUAUUGUUGAUAAACCAGUUAUAUUUCAUAUUGAAACAUGUGCAGCUGGUUUAGGUAAAGUUGAUGUUAUUGUUGUGAAUGCCAAUGGUCAAACAGAAGAGUGUACUGUGGAAUUUCGUGAAGAUACAAAUCGAACAUAUGAUUGUGUGUUUUAUCCAACUAUGCAAGGAGAAUACAAAAUUAUUAUUACAUUUAAUGAACAAGAAGUACCACAUUCACCAUUUACAAUUCAUGUUGAUUUAACAGAACCCAUACCUGAAAUAUUAAUCAAUGACGAUACUGAUUCGCCAGAUAAUGAAAUUACACCUUCAGAUGAUAAACAACCACUUUAUGAAAAUAUCAUUCAAACAAAUGCUAUCAUUUGUGAAAGACAAAGUGAUACAACUGAAAUAAAAAUAACAAAUUUAGAUGAAGAAGAAAAUGAUAUUAUUCUUGAAGAAGAAGAUCAUCUAUAUUAUGCCCGUCAAACAAAUAUUACAUCAAUUCAAGAUCAUCAACUUCGUCGACAGAUUUCCACACGUUCUAUAUCAGAUCCAACAUUGAAUAAACAUCCAUUUUUGUCUCCGAUCAAACCACCACGAACAUAUUGUCAUGAUGAACAAGACGAUGAAUUAGUUCAAUCACCAUUAGUUUAUAGUCUAACAGAUUAUCGUUUAAAACAAAAACGUCAUGAUGGUUAUGAACUUUCAACAACAAAUCGUCCGAAUUCAAUUGUAACUAGUUCAACAACAUUAAAUUCAACAACAUCAAUAUCAACUGAUGAUACUACACAUGAAAAUAAACGUUCAACAUCAAAAUGGUUAAUUAUUGAUGAAAUAAAUCGUUUAACAGAUUUAUCUAAACGAGAAACAUCGACAUUAACUCAAACAUCUCAUGCAUUAAAAUGUUGUUCAAAUGAUCCACAUGCUGCAUUAUCAGAUAAAAAAAUCGAAUGUGAACGUGUGAUUUUUAUGGCUCGACAAAAAUUAACAUCGUAUAAUAGUGAAAUAAAACGUUUGGAAAAUCUUGAUCCAGAUAGUGAAUAUUAUUCAUCGGAUAUUUCACAUAGUACAUUGAUUUUACAAGAUAUUCGUUUAGCAAUUAAAGAAGAUUAUUUAAAAUCAUUACGUAAAGGAAAAGAAACAAAAUUUUAUUUUUUUAUGUGUGCUGUUCAUUACCGUUCACAAACACUUUUUUCACAUAUGGUUUCAUCAUUUGAUGCUCUACAAUCAAAUGGACAAGUUAUUUUUUCGAAUCGAAUGAUUAUUCGAGAAGUUGAAAGCACUUUUGCUGCAACAAUUGGUGUCUAUUGCAUGGAAAUUACAAUGAAACAUGCAAUAACUGGACUUGAUCAUUCACCACUUGUUUGUCCUCAUCAUCAUGUUUCAAAUAUUAGUGAAUGUAUGCAAUGUGAUAAACAACGAUUAAAUACUUCUGUAUCAAUACCUGGUCAACAUUCAAAAACAAAUACAAUGAUUCGUGUAAGUAAUUUUAUUCAAGUUGAUGCUAUUACUAUUCGUAAAGAAGAUCUUAAAUCACAAGAAUUUAUGCUUUCAAUUUCAUCGGCAUCGAUUCCACUUAAAAAUAAAUUAUAUGUUAAAUUACAACGUUUAUCUGAAUUGAAAAUUCGUAAAGCUGGUUAUAUGACAAUCUAUUGUGAUAUUCAUGGAUCAGGUGUAUGGAUUCGACGAUGGUUUACUUUGACUAAUGAACAAAAUCUUCGAUAUUGGCCAUCACCAGAAGAUGAAGAAGCGAAUGUGCCACCAACAGGUGAAAUUGAUUUACAUUAUUGUAUUGAUCAAACAGUUAAUGUUUUACAACGAGAAACAUGUGCUCGACCACAUACAUUUGAAUUACGUAUUGCUAUGCCUGCCAAAAAAGCUACUGAUCAUGGAUUUAUUGAAUAUGAACAAAAUGAAGAAUACUCAAGUAGUUCUAUCAUAGCACAACCAUUUGGUAAACGAACAUUAUUUCGAUAUUGGUUAAGUGCUGAUUCGAAAGAAGAUCGUAAUGAUUGGUGUAGUAUACUUAAUCGAAAUUUAGCUGAUUUACGUGAAUGGGAAAUGAAUACAUAA
Molecule: messenger RNA, 3093 nt
Organism: Adineta steineri
Lineage: Eukaryota; Metazoa; Rotifera; Eurotatoria; Adinetida; Adinetidae
Source: the annotation of a GenBank genome assembly